Molecule: messenger RNA, 1581 nt
Organism: Echinostoma caproni
Lineage: Eukaryota; Metazoa; Platyhelminthes; Trematoda; Plagiorchiida; Echinostomatidae
Source: the annotation of a GenBank genome assembly
AUGUCUUGCGCCAUUGGCAUUGAUUUGGGAUUUACCCAAUCUCACGUGGCUUGGUUAGAGAACGAUAAACUGGUCAUGAUUCCAAUUUAUCCGGGCCAAUACACCAUGCCCAGUGUGAUUGCAUUCACGGAUUCCAAAUGCUUGUUCGGUGAAGAGGCACUCAUGCAAAUGGAUCUCAACCCAGCAAACACCAUAUAUGGCUUAAAGCGCAUUCUAGGCAGACAACCUUGUAACCAAACGCCUGCGCAGGAUGGACAUCGAGCUUUCCAGUUGAUGGAUAUCGAAGGAACCUCGUUUGUGAAGAUACAAUGCCGAAAUGAGAACAGACUCGUCAGUCCUCAACAAAUCAUUUCUUUGUUUCUUUUAAAAUUGAAGAAUAUUGCCGAGGAGCAUUUAGGCCGCAUGGUAACACAUGUGGUACUAGCUGUGCCAGGACAUUUUACAGAUAUGCAACGUCGGUUAACCAAGGAAGCUGGACUGAUUGCAGGUUUUAAGGAAGUUUCUUUGAUGAACGACGUCACNGCUCUAGCAUAUGGAGUCGAAAAUGUGAAAGACGGUGAGACCAAGCAGGCCCUAAUUUUUGAUUUGGGCGGUGGAAAGUUUUGUGCCUCCGUGGUCGAAUUUGAUCUCAAUAUAGUGGAGGUGAAAUGUAUUUCUGGUAACAGCCAGUUAGGCGGAAACGAAUACACUGAACAGUUAAUGGAAGCGAUCUUAUCUCGUUUUCGGGAUAGUCAUCCUCAGUUACAAUCAGCUACUGUCGAUGUGCAUGCACUUUGGCGUCUUUGGAACGAAUGUGAAAAGAUCAAGCUAAAUUUAAACUGUGCUAAGGAGGUUCGUGCUUAUUUAGAAGAUUUUGCGGAAAACGUAGAUUUGGACAUAGUUAUUGACCAGGAACUAUUUUUGCGCAAUACGGAAAUGUUUUGGAAACGAUUGGUUACAUGUGUGGAAGACGCACUGCAUGGUGCGAAUUGCAAGGCAGAUGAUAUUGACGAAGUUAUCCUAGUUGGUGGAGCAACACAUAUGCCGCGAAUUGUACAAGGUGUUACAACCCUGUUUCCGGGCGCAGUAAUUCACAGACCAAUGAAUGCAACCGAAUUGGUGGUCGCUGGUGCAGCCAUGCAAUCGGCCCGAAUUUAUGAUAUGUGGCCUGUGGGAGAUCUUUCGGACUGGGCAAUUUUAGACUGUGUUCCCCGUUCUGUUGGUCUCUGCUUGUUCGACACCUUGAUGAUCCCGGUAAUUGCUCGCGGUUCGGUAAUUCCCAGUGAGAAUCAUGUAUGUAGAACGACAAUAUGUGACAAUCAGAAGAGUCUGCAAAUCACCUUGUAUGAAGGGGAAGAGCAAAACACCGAAGACAGUGGCCAUCAUCUGCUGGGCCGAGUUGUUAUACCAAUUAUUAACCCGAAACCCCAAGGUUCCGUGAGGGUUGAUUUCAAAUUCACCGUGGAUAGAGAUGGGAUUUUGACAGUGACAGCUAUGCAGCACCUAAAAGAUGGAGUUGUUUCAGUCGCCAUCACCGAUGGAAUAAGCAACGCCGGUGAAACACUGAAUGACCUAAAAUCUGAAUGUGCUAAGCUCGUUUAA